AUGUCUCGCGGAAGUUCAGCCGGUUUUGACCGUCAUAUUACCAUCUUCUCUCCCGAAGGACGACUUUAUCAAGUCGAAUACGCUUUUAAAGCGAUCAACCAAAGUGGCAUCACCUCGGUCGGUUUGAAAGGCAAGGAUAUUUCUGUGGUGGUCACCCAGCGCAAAGUGCCUGACAAGCUUAUGGAGGCCUCCACGAUCAACAAUGUUUUUGCACUGACCCCCAACAUUGGCUGUGUUGUCACCGGCAUGCCAGCCGACUGCGCCAAUCUGGUUCAACGAGCCCGAUAUGAGGCAGCCAACUUCAAAUACAAGUACGGUUAUUCGAUUCCCAUUGAAGUGCUCACCCGUCGCCUUGCCGACCUUGCUCAGGUGUACACCCAGAAUGCUGAAAUGCGUCCCCUCGGUGUGAGCAUCAUUCUCAUCGCCCAUGAAGAUGGUGAGUUGGACUGUGGACCUCUUGUCUACAAGUCUGACCCAGCCGGUUACUACUCGGGAUACAAGGCCUGCUCAGUGGGCGUCAAGUCUGUGGAAGCGCAGAAUCACCUGGAGAAAAAGCUAAAGAAGAAAACCGACUACAACAAUGACGAGGCAAUUCAGAUGGCCAUCUCCACCCUUGCCCAGGUACUAGCCGUUGAUUUUCGCUCUUCCGAGUUGCAGGUUGGUGUGGUCGGUUCAGACGGGCUUUUCAAGAUCAUGGGCGAGGCGGAGAUUGAUAAGCACCUGAGUAGCAUUGCUGAAAAGGAUUAA
Rhagoletis zephyria (snowberry fruit fly) is the source of this 747-nucleotide messenger RNA. The record is from RefSeq and is a predicted model, not a curated record. Lineage: Eukaryota; Metazoa; Arthropoda; Insecta; Diptera; Tephritidae.